AUGACCGAGGUAGAUCUGCACGAGUCCGAAGAUAGUGAUAUCGGUGAAGGUGAAUACCAGGUGGAAAAGAUUGUUAAGGUUCGCAUUCGUGGCGGGAAAAAGGAGUACCUUCUAAAGUGGAAAGGAUACGCAGAAGAAGACAAUUCUUGGGAACCUGAGGAAAACCUCGACUGUCCGGAUUUAAUCAAGGAUUUUGAAGAACGUAUGUUGAGGGAACGUUCUUCUGUCUUGACACCUGGUCGUCCGUCCUCCAGUUCAGCCAAAGUUACUCCCCGUACGAAAUUGCUUACCGCUUCGGAGCCUCUAAGGAAGCGGGGUCGACCAGUUCAUAGCGACUCUGAAGAAUUUGUCUCAGAACCAAAAAGGCUCGCCGAUGAAUCAUCGAGUGUUAUUCAUAAGAGUCCAUCGAAAACUGCGCGAGGCUUUGCAAGAGGUCUAAAACCGGAUCGGAUCAUAGGUGCUACUGACUCCAGCGGCGAGCUUAUGUUCCUCAUAAAGUGGAAAGAUUCAAAUGAAGCGGACUUGGUUCCCGCGAGGGAAGCUCAUGUUAAAUGCCCACAGACGGUUAUUCGCUUCUAUGAAGAGCGUUUGACCUGGCACACACCAGAACCGCAUGCUGAAUCUGCCCAAACUACUGCGAUGACACAGGCACCGAUUCAGGCCUUGGGGACCACCACUAUUCCAUCGGGGAUCGACCCUCCAGCGGCCACAGAGGGGGAACCUGUCGGUGAGUCAAUGGAUUCCGGUACUGCCACCACCACUGCCGAAGAGUCGGCCGCAGAGUCUGCGUCAGAAACGUUAAUCACACGAGCAGAGCUGGCACCUGCAGAGUAG
This is a messenger RNA of Echinococcus granulosus, 834 nucleotides long. RefSeq names its product Chromobox protein. Gene Ontology annotation, biological process: chromatin organization; negative regulation of transcription by RNA polymerase II. Bases 1 to 834 code for a protein of 277 amino acids. Gene Ontology annotation, cellular component: pericentric heterochromatin; nucleus. The transcript is spliced from 4 exons. Gene Ontology annotation, molecular function: chromatin binding. Lineage: Eukaryota; Metazoa; Platyhelminthes; Cestoda; Cyclophyllidea; Taeniidae. The record is from RefSeq and is a predicted model, not a curated record.